Brassica oleracea var. oleracea is the source of this 1353-nucleotide messenger RNA. Its product is annotated as interactor of constitutive active ROPs 1-like. The record is from RefSeq and is a predicted model, not a curated record. The coding region runs from base 263 to 1234 and encodes 323 amino acids. The transcript has 3 exons. NCBI's taxonomy places the organism in Eukaryota, Viridiplantae, Streptophyta, Magnoliopsida, Brassicales, Brassicaceae.
CAAAAACACAUCUCUCUCUUUAUCUCUAUAGGCUUCUUGAUUUUUGAGAGUGUCUUAAAACGAAGCUGUCUGUUGUCAUUGUGGGUCUUCUUCUGGUUUUAUGUCGUUGUUCCUAUUAACUAACUCACAAUCAUCCAACGAAGCUCUUUAUCUUUUCUCAUAUUUUAUUUCCAUAUUUUCUCUAAGUCACCUCCUGAAUUUCAAAUUCAAAGCUUUGAGCUUCCUGCAAGUUUUUAGUUAAGCCCUCUGCAGAAAACUAAAAAUGCCAAGACCAAGAGUUUCAGAGUUGUCUCAUGGGCAAUCUUCGAGGCUGAGGACAUCAUCAUCUACAUCUCACUUGAAUCAUCCCAACCGUCUAACCACUACUGACCGGAGUUCUAAUAAGCUUGGUGCUGACCGUAAAUCUCCUAGAAGCGGUGGUGGGCCUCCGCUUGGUCAGAAGAAACUUGGGGGUCGAAUAUCGGAUCUAGAGUCGCAGUUAGGACAAGCACAAGAGGAGCUGAGACUGCUCAAAGAUCAGUUGGCUAAUGCUGAAGCUGUCAAGAAAGAAGCUCAAGAUGAGCUUCAUCAUGAUAACAAAUCUACCAAACCAAACCCUCUGGAUGGAGAGGAAGGUUCUGCUUCUGAGGCAGAAGCAGUUGAUAGAGACGAGAUCCCUGGUGAUGCGGAGAAAGAGACUGAUGUGUUUGAAGUUCCUGUUGAGAAGAUUGCUAUAGUAGAAGAAGAAGAUGAGAAACUUGUAGAUGAGGUCAAGAUGUUGAAAGCUAGACUGUAUGAUAUGGAGAAAGAACAUGAAUCACUAGGCAAAGAAAACGAGAUUUUAAAGAAUCAGUUAACUGACUCAGCUUCUGAGAUGUCUAACGUGAAAGCUAAAGAAGAAGAGACGGCUUCAAAGGUGAGUCAGAUUGGAGAAGAGUUGGAAGAAAGCAGGGCAGACACAGCUCAGCUAAAGGAGAAGCUUGAGUCCAUGGAAGAGGCAAAAAAAGCUUUAGAGGCUGAGAUGAAGAAGCUUAGGGUUCAAACCGAGCAAUGGAGGAAGGCGGCUGAUGCCGCAGCUGCGGUUCUCUCUGGAGAGACUGAGAUGAACGGUCGGGAUCCAUCUGGUGGGUUAUUUGACCCGAGUGGGGUGGUUGGGUUCAUGGAUGAUGAUUCUGAUGGUUUUGGAAGUGGGAAGAGGAAGAGUUCAGGGAUGAAGAUGUUUGGUGACUUGUGGAAGAAGAAAGGGCACAAGUGAGAUAUGCAUGACUAUGUUUUUGCUUACCAUUUGUAUUGUAUUAAUCUUGAGACUUUUGUAAGUUGGUCAGCUUCAUCAGAAGCUCACUCAUCAAUCCAAAUCAUUUGCAUAUUCUCUUU